Molecule: messenger RNA, 1221 nt
Organism: Wyeomyia smithii (pitcher-plant mosquito)
Lineage: Eukaryota; Metazoa; Arthropoda; Insecta; Diptera; Culicidae
Exons: 1
Coding region: 1-1221 (406 amino acids)
Source: RefSeq, a predicted model, not a curated record
AUGGCAGAAGCGUCACAUACAUCAUUUUACGCGCAGAUUGGUCAGCGUUAUGGACAGGAAACCCUAGAAAUAUUGAAGGCGUAUGCCAACUACAACCAGAAACUUGGUAACAUGCUGAAUCGGAAGAAUUUUCUCCUCGAGUGUCGGAGGAAAGGCCUGGUUCCGCCACAUAUAGUGCAUUCGCUGAAAUGUGUACACGGGUUUUUAGCUAGCAGAAGUCCGUUUGCCCGAAAACUGACAUCCCAUAUCGCCAGGUUUCAAAAAUCUCUGCUGAAUACUGAGAUUCAGGAUACUUUCCACAACGUCAAGAUGAUACAACAAAGCAUAUCGUGUUUACGAAAUCGGAUCGUUAAAUCCACGGACCCGGAUUUGUAUCGACAGUUUCUAACGAGUCAGGAAUUUGCAUUCUACACGAACCUCCGUAAAAGAACCGAACAAACGAAUAAAAAAUUGCGUAAGUUGCUCACGAGCACGGCAGACGAUAAUCAAUCAUACGAGCCCAAUGUCAAUGAAAGGGCUAUUUUGAACACUACCACUGUAUCUAUCCCCCAGGAGUGCUUUACGCUGUUGAGCAUGGGUCCUAAGUUUGCUCUCCCGUACAGAUCGUUUGCCGAAAUGCCUUACAUUCAUCUUAUUGCCGAUGUUGAAAUGGUCUUGUCUUCGGAGUCGAAUCAAGAUACACGUGAACGAACGGGAUGCCAAGUCAUUAACGAAAUGCAAAACUUCUUAAGAAGAUCCUCCACCAGCACACAAGUCGAAGUCUUUUGUCACCGGGCAGAGACCGUAACAAGGAAAUUCGUCAGAACUCAUCCGGACAUCUUAAUCACGGAGGCGGACAUAGGAAACCGAACCGUUAUAAUGAGUCUGGAGAAGUACGAUGAGAAAAUGAAGCAGUUGGUCGAGGACACGAAUACGUAUGAGCCUUUGACUAGGGACCCCACGGCUAAGUACCAACGAAUGGACAACAGCAUAGUGCAGCGUUUGCAUCAUUUACGUCUCAUCGAUGACAGAACGAAAUACCAACUUAAAAGCAGCAAUGCGAUAUGUCCUCGCAUAUACGGUUUACCCAAGGCACAUAAACAAGGCAAACCACUACGUCCGGUAGUCCCCCACAUUACUGCACCAACCUACAACCUAUGCAGAUACGUCUCCAAGCUUCAGUCGACAGUGUUUACAACGCAAAAAAUUCAAAAACUUUCUGUGAGUAUGUUAACCAACUAG